AUGGGAAAGGAAAAGUUGCAUGUUGAAAUUGACGUUCACGUUUAUCUUAAGAUUUCGGAAUAUGAUGUAUAUCAAGCUUUAAAAAAAUUCUCGAAAAUACACAACCCGGAUGAUACAGAUGAAGAUGACGACGAUCUUGCAGAUGAUAUAGAAGAAUCUCAAAAUUUCUCAGAUCAGAAUAUACAAGAAGGAUAUUCUAGUAGCACAUAUGAUGAUGGAAACUUCUCAAAUUACGAAGAUUAUGAAGACA
This is a messenger RNA of Racocetra persica, 250 nucleotides long. The record is from the annotation of a GenBank genome assembly. NCBI's taxonomy places the organism in Eukaryota, Fungi, Glomeromycota, Glomeromycetes, Diversisporales, Gigasporaceae.